GUCGUCCUAAGCUUUUGUCGAUCUUUAUUUUCACAGUGAACAUAUAUACAACAGCUUCAUUCACCAUCAUUAUAUGAAAAUUUGUACAAGAUAUAUUCCUGAAAUAUUUAUUUAUUCGUGUAAAUAUUCCAAAUUAAAAUGCUCAGUGGGUAACAUUUAAACGAGUAAAUCCAUGCGCAUGCAAGUAACUAUACUAACAUGCCAGCUACAGUGUAGUUCGGAAGGGGGUAAGCACAAUUUAAUUCGGAGGACAUUCCGAUCAGGUGCCAUUCGCGGAGACACGUGUAUGUAGAUUUUUCGUUUGGCACCUGCCAACGAACAGGUGAAAAGAUUGCCGCUGCACGAUGAUGUUCGUGCCUUUUAUCACAUACCUGUAAUAACUUCUCAUUGAAAUCUUGACGUUCGUGUGUGGAGUACGCUGAAUGAUAAGAACAAGGCGGGCGAACUUAUGAGAACGUUCGUACCGCCUUUCUUGACACGAUACGCUGUAAUUAGAUGAAACGGGGCAGUACAUCGAGAAAUAUUACGUUGCAUGCUUGAAAAUGUCCUCGGAAACUUCCCUGAGCGAUGUGCCAAAUGUCGUAUCGAGACUACAUAAUUUACGCUUAAAUCAGGAAGAUGGGGAUGAUUCCCAGCCGAAUGUGAAUGUAAACGUCGCAUCUGGAGAUUCUUCUCCGGAGACUGCACGAAACACCCAACCCAUUGGCAAUGUCACCCUCUCUCGAGCCAGACGUGCACUCAACUUUGUUUGUGAUGAGGAUCAACCAACUUCUUCUAUGGCUAGAAGCGGAGAGUCUUCAUCUUCUAAUGGGGAUAAUAGGCCUCCAACAAAUGCAGCAAAUACGUUGCAUUUGGAAGGAAGACCUCAGAAUAAUGUUGCCUUGGAAAAUACAUCGACAAAUAGUCAAACUACUGUUGCGUACAAUUGGCAAGGUACAAAAGCUACAAUGCGCGAAAGAAUUGUCUUUCUAUUUAAUAACGAAAUACUGUCAGAUGUGAGCUUCAUAGUAGGAAGAGGAGCUCAGAAACAACGUAUACCAGCCCAUAAACUAGUCCUAUCUUCUGGAAGUGCUGUUUUUGAUGCAAUGUUUAAUGGAACACUUGCAACAACUUCUUCAGAAAUAGAAGUACCUGAUGUAGAACCAGUUGCUUUUUUGGCAGUGCUUCUUUUUUUAUAUACUGAUAAGAUAGAAAUAGAUCCUGAAAGUGUGAUGAUGACAUUAUAUACAGCUAAGAAAUAUGCUGUUUCGGCUUUAGAAAAGCACUGUGUGGAUUAUUUAAAGAGUAACUUAACCAGUGAUAAUGCUUUCUUGCUUUUAACCCAAGCUCGUUUAUUCGACGAACCUCAAUUAGCUGCAGUUUGUUUGGAUACCAUAGAUAGAUUUACUACAGAAGCAUUGAAUGCAGAUGGAUUUACAGAUAUUGAUAUUGAUACACUAAAGAUUGUUUUGGAAAGAGACACUCUUCGUGUUAGAGAAUCUAAAAUAUUCCAAGCAGUCUUAAGAUGGUCAGAAUCAGAAUGUAUAAGACAUCAACUACCAGUUACUCCAGAAAAUCAACGUUUUGUGCUGGGUACUGCUUUCUCAUUAAUUCGUUUUCCUUUAAUGUCUAAAGAAGAAUUUACUGCUGGUCCUGCACAAUCUGGACUUCUAAAUUAUGCUGAGGUUCUUUCUUUGUUUUCAUAUUUCAUACUGAACCCAAAACCAGUAGUUGAAUUUCAAACAAUGCCACGGUGUUGUAUGACUGGUAAAGAACAAACUGUAUGUAGGUUUCAACAUACUAAAAGCAGAUGGGGAUAUAACGGAACGAGUGAUCGUAUAAGAUUUAGUGUUGAUAGACGUAUAUUUCUUAUUGGCUAUGGAGUCUACGGUAGUAUGCAUGGUCCAGCAAUAUAUGAAGUAUUAAUAGAGUUAAUACACACUGCUUCUGGAAAAGUGAUUGCUACAAAUUCAACAAGUUUUAGCUGUGAUGAUUCAAAAUACACUUAUCGCUUAAUGUUUAAAGAAUUAGCAGAAAUUUUACCAAAUACGAUUUAUACAGCAUCUGCAACAUUUAAGGGUCCUUAUUCUUAUUAUGGAACUAAGGGCUUGAAAACUGUUAUGGUAGAUAGUGAUUCAGGAAAUGGAAAAGUUAAGUUUGAAUUUAGUAUUGAAGCAGGUGAUAAUAAUGGAACGUCUACAGAGGAAGGGCAAAUUCCUGAGCUUAUAUUUUACACUUAAUAACUCAUGUACAUAAUAACAACAUUCCUUUAAUCAGCUUCAUUGUCUUUCAAAAUUUAAUACAUUAAAUUGAAUUGUACAAAAAAUUUUAUAUGUCAGUUUCUUUGUCAAUUAUAUAUAUACAUAUACAUACACAUAUAUAUGUGUGUGUGUAUUUUUUUAUUAUUAUUAUUAAAUACAGUGUUUUCAAUUGAACGAUCCACGAGUAUGAUAAGAAGUCUUUCAAACUAUGUUUAAGCUGCAAUUAAAAUGAUGGAUAUUUUAUAUAAUAUGUAUUUCAUUAAAACAAUCGAGAAUGAAAUUUGUGGAUCUCAAAAAGGGCCUUAUUGGGACAAGAGACUGAUUCAUGCAACUGAUGUAAAAGCAAGGCUGAAGUAAAUGAUUUAUGUUUUAAUCCACUGAGUAUUUUAAUGCUCGAUUUCUUCAAAAUUAAAUGGAAUUUUUUUAAUUUUCUGCAAAACUUUAGAAUGAAUAACAAUCAGUUUAAAUUGGUAUGUAAGUUUUAAGAAGUUUUAUGAAAGUGGCUGUAUGCUGAGCAAGUUGCAAAUAUCUAUAAUUGAAAACAAUCUAUUUUUCUAUUUCUUCAAACAGUAUGUACAUGAGUGGUACUUUUCAUAUAUAAUAAUGUGAUCCUUGUGUAAAUUGAUGGACUAUUAUUUUUAUUUACAAUAAUGUCCUAUUUAAAAUUUUGUCCUACUUUAAACUUCAACUUUGUCUUCAUGAUUAUAAACUCUCUGUAUAAAAUAAUACAGUUCAAUAAUUAUUAAAUAAUUCUUUAAAAAAAUUAGAAAUUAAUAUUAAAUUUGUUAAGAUUCUGUUCCAUUUUAAUAGAACCAUUGUACAUUGUGUACAUUUAGUAAUUAAAUAAAAGCAAUAUGCUGUCUUUAUUUUGCUAUUAUUUAAUUUCGGAAAGGUAUAAACAUAAUACUCUGGAAAGUUCAUGUAUGCUUUCAUUAUAAUGUUUGAUAUAACAAAUCUUCCAAAUUUGUUAUUUUUUAAUUAAUUAUGCAAACUAGUCAAACAUGAUUCAUCUAUAUUUGCACAAUGAAAGAAAACAAUGCAAUAUUUUGCAACUAUUAUUUAUAUUUCAAUU
Molecule: messenger RNA, 3312 nt
Organism: Nomia melanderi (Alkali bee)
Lineage: Eukaryota; Metazoa; Arthropoda; Insecta; Hymenoptera; Halictidae
Product: BTB/POZ domain-containing protein 2
Biological process (GO): neurogenesis
Cellular component (GO): cytosol; P-body
Molecular function (GO): protein binding
Source: RefSeq, a predicted model, not a curated record